Molecule: messenger RNA, 1872 nt
Organism: Penicillium griseofulvum
Lineage: Eukaryota; Fungi; Ascomycota; Eurotiomycetes; Eurotiales; Aspergillaceae
Product: flavin-containing monooxygenase
Exons: 2
Coding region: 1-1872 (623 amino acids)
Molecular function (GO): monooxygenase activity; flavin adenine dinucleotide binding
Source: RefSeq, a predicted model, not a curated record
AUGGAAACUCCCAAUGAUCUUACCCCAUCGCGGGAGCGAGUUGUGCCAGGCUCCUGCAACAUUGAACUCGGCCAAUUCCCCAAGACUAUGUCUGAAUCCGAGUCGAGUCCUCCCCUAGACCCCAAUGCCAUUGCGGACAAAAUAGUCGACCAGCUAAACCUGGGUCUCGCAGCCAAAGACAAGGCAACGAUUGCGUCGCUGUUUCUCGACAACUGCUAUUGGCGUGACCAUCUGUGCUAUUCGUGGGAUUUCCGCACUAUCGAGGGUAGUGAAGCUAUCGCCGCCUUUGUCACUGAGGCACCACCCAGUAAAAUUGAAAUCGAUCGAUCGUCUGACCUCAAAUCCCCACACAAGGCUCCUAUCGAUUCAUUUGGGGAAGUCUUUGGAAUCGAAUUUUUCUUCAAGGUCACCACCGAGAGUGGAAAGGGAAAUGGUAUUAUGCGCCUGGCGGAGCAAGAUGGCAAGUGGUACAUUUUCACCGUUUUCACUUCCAUGAUCGAGUUGAAGGGCCACGAGGAGAACAAAGAGAGGCCGUUUGGAGUCCGACAUGGCGAGCAGCAAGGUCGAAAGAACUGGAAAGAUCGACGCACCGAUGAGAUCAACUUUGAAGGAAAGGACCCGGUAGUACUGAUAGUUGGUGCUGGCCAGGGUGGCUUGACUGCCGCAGCGCGUCUCAAGAUGCUCGAGGUUGAUACCCUCGUCAUUGACCGAGAAGAGAGAAUCGGAGACAACUGGCGCCAGAGAUACCACCAGCUCGUUCUCCACGACCCGGUCUGGUACGACCACAUGCCAUACCUACCCUUCCCGGCUGACUGGCCUAUCUAUACACCAAAAGAUAAGCUGGCGGAUUUCUUCGAAACCUACGUGAAGUUCCGAGAGCUCAAUGUUUGGACUCAAUCUGAGAUCAAGUCUUCAUCCUGGGAUGAGAAUAAGAAGCAAUGGACGGUUGUUAUCGAGCGCAAGACAGACAACGGGACCGAGACACGCACCUUGCACCCACGCCACGUAAUCCAAGCUACCGGUCACUCCGGCAAGAAAAACCUGCCCAUCUUCGACGGAAUGGAUGAUUUCAAGGGAGAUCGUUUGUGUCACAGCUCGGAACAUCCUGGCGCGAAUUCCGAGUCAAAGGGAAAAAAGGCCAUUGUCGUUGGAUCUUGUAACUCGGCAAAUGAUAUCGCCCAGGACUUUGUCGAGAAAGGAUACGACGUGACUAUGGUACAGCGAAGCUCUACCUGUGUGGUGUCAUCUGAGUCUACCUUGAAAAUUGCCUUCAAAGGGCUCUAUGAUGCGACCGGCCCGCCAACCGAAGACGCUGAUCUUUAUCUGUGGAGCAUUCCAUCGCGCAUAUUCAAAGCGCAACAGGUCAAAGUUACCAAACUCAUAAACCAGAACGACGCAGAGACCAUCCAAGGACUAGAAAAGGCAGGCUUCAAGGUCGACAAUGGACCUUUGGACAGCGGUCUCUUGAUGAAGUACUACCAGCGUGGAGGCGGGUACUAUAUCGACGUCGGUGGAAGCCAGCUCAUCAUCGAUGGGAAGGUCAAGGUGAAGCAUGGCCAGGAAAUCAGUCGAGUUCUUCCCCAUGGACUCCGAUUUGCGGAUGGUUCAGAGCUUGAAGCCGAUGAGAUCGUCUUCGCUACUGGGUAUCAGAAUAUGAGAACCGAGACUCGUGUGAUUUUCGGUGACAAGGUUGCUGAUAGCGUUGGCGAUGUCUGGGGACUCGAUAAGGAGGGUGAGAUGCGGACUAUCUGGCGGCGGAGUGGUCACCCCGGAUUCUGGUUCAUGGGCGGGAACCUGGCUCUUAGCAGAUACUACUCGCGUUUGCUGGCCUUGCAGAUCAAAGCACUGGAAGAGGGAUUGACUACUUGGUAG